This is a messenger RNA of Callorhinchus milii (elephant shark), 2540 nucleotides long. RefSeq names its product ras-GEF domain-containing family member 1A. Gene Ontology annotation, molecular function: guanyl-nucleotide exchange factor activity. The transcript has 14 exons. Gene Ontology annotation, biological process: Ras protein signal transduction; positive regulation of GTPase activity. NCBI's taxonomy places the organism in Eukaryota, Metazoa, Chordata, Chondrichthyes, Chimaeriformes, Callorhinchidae. Gene Ontology annotation, cellular component: plasma membrane. The record is from RefSeq and is a predicted model, not a curated record. Bases 89 to 1531 code for a protein of 480 amino acids.
UCCCCCUCCCCACUCCCCCCCUCCCGCAAACCAACAGCCUUCCAGCAAAAAGAGCGGAGUCUCUGCGUGUUGCGCACCAUCGCCGAGGAUGAGGGAAACUAUGCCCCAGACUCCCAUUUUUCCAAGCAUGCUUGGCACCAGUUGUAGUGGCCACAUACAACCAGAUAUGGAGGAGAAAUGUAGUGACCCUGUGUACCAGGAUGGCAGUCUCGUUUCUGGUUCCCUAGAAGUGCUCAUUGAACGCUUGGUCCCUACAGUUGAUUAUUAUCCUGAUAGGACGUAUAUCUUCACCUUUCUGCUGAGUUCACGCAUCUUCAUCCACCCGCAAGAGCUGCUGGCGAAGGUCGGGCAGAUCUGCACAAAGCAGCAGCAGCAGCUGGAGACUGGAGCUGAGGCAGAUAAGGUUAAAAUGAAGGCAUUUGUCCCAAAGAUCAUCCAGCUACUAACAGAGUGGACUGAAACAUUCCCACACGACUUUCAGGACGAGAAGGCAAUGAAGGAACUGAAGGAGAUAACGCUCCAGAUAGCGCAAUGUGAUGAGGAUAAUGCCAGUGUGAAGAAAAGCAUCAGUCAGAUGACUCAAAGUCUGAUCCGCAAACUCUCAACCCACAGUCAGUACCAGGAGCCACGGGACAUAAUCAAACCCUCCGUCACAGACAAGCAGACAAUCCUCAAACCCAAGAGUCAGUCCAGUCUGAAGGAUAUACUGAGCGUAUGCAAUGACCCCUGUGUCGUAGCCCAGCAGCUCACUCAUAUUGAAAUGGAACGAUUAACUCAGAUCUCACCAGAGGAAUUGGUGCACAUAUUCAGUCAGAUGGAUUCACUGGACAACCAUAAGAGUUGUCGUAGUGACAUUAAGAAGACAUACAACUUGGAGGCAUAUGACAACUGGUUUAAUCGUCUCAGUUCGCUGGUAGCUACUGAAAUAUGCAGAGUUGGGAAAAAGAAGCAGAGGACACGUGUGGUGGAGUUUUUCAUCGAUGUUGCAAGAGAAUGUUUUAACAUUGGCAACUUCAACUCGCUGAUGGCUAUCAUCUCUGGCAUGAACCUGAACCCUGUCGCCAGAUUGAGGAAAACCUGGUCGAAGGUCAAAAAGGCUAAAUUUGAAGUCUUAGAAAAUCACAUGGACCCCUCCAGCAAUUUCUCUCACUAUCGAACAGCACUACAGGGAGCAGCCCAGCGAUCACAGACAGCACACAGCAACCGCGAGAAGGUUGUAAUUCCAGUUUUUAAUCUCUUCAUCAAAGACAUUUACUUUCUCAACAAAAUUCACUCAAAUCAGCUACCAAAUGGACAAAUCAACUUUAAGAAAUUCUGGGAAAUCGCCAAACAGAUUAGUGAGUUCAUGAUGUGGAAACAAGUGGACUGUCCCUUUGAGAAGGACAAGAAGAUCAAAAACUACCUUACAACAGCCCCUGUUUACACAGAAGAAGCUCUCUACCUGGCUUCAUUUGAGAGUGAAGGUCCUGAGAAUCAUAUGGAGAAGGACAGCUGGAAGACGCUCAGGGCCACACUGCUGAAUAGGGCAUGAAGAAGGCAGCCUGCAUAUACCAGACAUUGCGUAUCAUUUGCACUGCAAUCGAUUAGAGCCCCAGUUGGAAGCCUGGCACUUGAUUCGGACAUGUUAUAUUUUAUUUCUAGUUUUUUUUGAUUUGCUUGAUUCGGGUACGGAUCGUGACUGUGUAGAGAAAGUGACCAAGCAAAGCAAGGGAUACUGAUCCCCUAGCUGGGACGUGUGGGUAUCUCUAUUCUAUAGACUUCACAAACAACAUUGUGCUUUCACUUAAAGACACUUGUAAAAACAAAAAGAAGUCGAAGAAAAAGUUUUUUUGUCAUGGGGGCAGGACCCUUUAAUGAACAAAGGCAUCAUGAGAAAUCUCUGGCUACUGUUUCUCUGGACUUCAGUAGAAAAUAAAUAAGACAAUGGCAACAUGUGGGAAAUUCCUUCCACUUAUUUGUUUUGGAAUAACUCACUGCUUCUAAGAGAGAGAUACUUACGGGUAUAAACAAUGCUGGCAAGGUAACAUUGCACUGGACUGAAAUCUGUUGCACUGUCUUUGGGAGGGGGAAAUGUUUAGCAGAAUUCAAGCAAACUAUAUAUAGAUUGUCCUGCUGGAGUAACAGGCAUCUAUUCCAGCAUAUGGAAUGUGCACUGAUUUGUUUUAUGCUGCAGCCUGUCGACAAUAUUUUAACUGUUUUGAGGCCUGAAGAUCAUUCCAUAGUGAAGUGUGCAUUGAUUGUUUUACAUUACAGAAUAUAGUUCAGAGAUUUGUUGUUCUGCUGGAGUGAAGGACCCUUUUCUGCCUUUGUGUUGAGAGUGUGCACUGCUUAACAAAUUAUAGAGCAAGGUUUGGACUGUACCACUGGAAUGGACUUCGCCCUUUUGGAGUGUGCUUUAAUUGUUUUCCAUUAUACCCUGGUGUGUACAGUAGUGUCUCUUGGAGUAGAGGGUCCCUGUUCUGCCAUACUGGAGGGUGCAUGUUGCUGCUGUGACAAUGAUCUGACUUUGCCUCUUUUAAAAAUAAAUGAUUUAUUUUUAA